Messenger RNA from Branchiostoma belcheri (Belcher's lancelet), 719 nucleotides. RefSeq names its product ER degradation-enhancing alpha-mannosidase-like protein 1. The transcript is spliced from 4 exons. Gene Ontology annotation, cellular component: endoplasmic reticulum; membrane. The record is from RefSeq and is a predicted model, not a curated record. Gene Ontology annotation, biological process: mannose trimming involved in glycoprotein ERAD pathway; endoplasmic reticulum mannose trimming; carbohydrate metabolic process. The coding region runs from base 66 to 704 and encodes 212 amino acids. Lineage: Eukaryota; Metazoa; Chordata; Leptocardii; Amphioxiformes; Branchiostomatidae. Gene Ontology annotation, molecular function: mannosyl-oligosaccharide 1,2-alpha-mannosidase activity; calcium ion binding.
UUCGCCCCAGCUGGUAUGGGACAGAAUCAUGGCUGGGGUUGGAGGGUCUGGGGUUUUUCAAAAUCAUGGACUGGUAUCUCUGGUUUCUUUGCUUCAUUUCUCUCGCUGUCAGUGCUUUGGAUUGGAGAGACCUGCUAACUGACGAAGAUGUGUACAAUGAGCAGAAAUUUGGACAUUUUCCGGACUCUCUACGCCUGGAAAUGCGCGAAGAGGCCCGCAAGAUGUUCUACUUCGGGUACGACAACUACAUGAGAUACGCCUUCCCGAAAGACGAGCUCAACCCGCACGCCUGCAGUGGAAGGGGCCCAGAUGUGGAGAACCCUGCUAAUAUCAACAUUAAUGAUGUGCUGGGUGACUACUCCCUGACAUUGGUGGACACCCUGGACACACUAGCAAUCAUGGGGAAUGCGAGCGAGUUCAAGCAUGCUGUUCAGCUGGUUCUGGACAACGUGUCGUUUGAGCGAAACACCACAGUGCAGGUGUUCGAGGCCACCAUAAGGGUGUUGGGCGCGCUCCUGUCGGCCCACCUCAUUAUCACCGACCCCCUGCAGCCCUUCGGCGACGUGCAGCCUGACGGCUACGAGAACGACCUGCUGGAGCUCGCACACGACCUCGGGACAAGGCUACUGCCCGCGUUUGAGAACACGCCCACCGGUCUGCCCUAUCCGCGGGUAUGUAGUAGUGUAUGGAAGCACCUAAUUUGAACAUCUUCACUGUAU